AGCUAGCUAGAGGGCGUUAAUAUCAGGCGAUUGCAAGUAAGAGGAGGAGUCGUCCCAUUUCUACAUCAACUUCAAAGUUCGAAGUAAUUUGAGUCGACAUGGACAUAAGAUUCGAUGGGAAAAGGGCAUUAGUCACAGGAGCUGGCAAAGGUAUUGGAAGAGAUAUAGCCAAGACGCUUUCCCAGUGUGGAGCUGAGGUAUUCGCUCUCAGUAGGACCCGAGAAGACCUGGACAGCCUGAAAAAAGAAGUGCCCUCCAUCCACACCAUUUGUGAGGACUUACAGGAUCGCCAGGCAACUAAGGUGGCUGUGGAGAAUAUCGGAGCCAUUGAUCUGCUGGUCAACAAUGCUGCAAUCUGUGUUCUAGAACCAUUUCUUGAAGUCUCUCACGAGCAAUUUACAAAACAAAUGGACAUCAAUGUACGGGCUGCCAUUGAAGUCUCACAGAUUGCAGCUCGGACUAUGGUAGCUCGAAAAAGUGGCGGGUCUAUCGUCAAUCUAUCCAGUCAAGCGUCCCUCGUAGCACUGACCAACCACACAGUGUACUCUGCCACUAAAGCAGCAUUGGAUUCAGUGACCAAGAGCAUGGCCAUGGAACUGGGACCUCAUCAGAUACGGGUGAAUGCUGUCAACCCCACCGUGGUCAACACCCCUAUGUCAUUGGUAGGCUGGUCUGAUCCCAAGAAGGCAGACCCCAUGAAAGCUCGCAUCCCACUGGGCCACUUUGCAGAAUCAAUAGAUGUGGUCAAUGUGGUCCUAUUUCUCUUGAGUGACCGCAGUGCCAUGGUCAAUGGAGCCAUCUUACCAAUCGAUGGGGGUUUCACAGCCUCAGGAAUCUAGGUGACAAACUCUUUAAUGAAGUCACAACAACCAGUUCCGGCACAUCAGAAUCACGUCCAUUAUAUGAUAGAAUCCUUUAACCUAAUGAUGUCCACUUCUACAACUCCCCAUAGCCCUUAUUUUCAACCCAUUCAGAAGAGCAAUAUAGGCCAUUUUUUCAUCAGGUAUUUCCCCGCUGUGACAUUAAAUUAACACAGUUCAUGUUACAAUCAGUGUAGUUAAAGACAUUAUGUUGAAAUUUAAUAUGAAAGUUGGGAAUUUGGAAAUUUUGCAGAAACUCUGAUGUUAUGUGCUUAUUUUGAGACUUAAUCUCUUUGCAGCUGCAUCAUGUGUUUUAAAGUGCUUGAGGAAGCAGUCCGUGUGUCUAGAAAUGAUGUUGGUAUUACAUAUAAUUGCAUCAGUGUUAUCAUAGGGGAGUUUCAUGGAUUGGAAAGACCGGGAGAAAAGAAAGCUAAGAGAAAGGGAAAAAAUCACGGAAUGUUCAAAUGAAGUAAGAGUACCAAGGCACAUGAACAGCAGAAAAUCAUGCACAUAAUUUUGGUGGUUCAGUGGUGUCAUUUUGGAGCAAUUUAAGGAACCAAGAAUUAUGGCGCAACAAAAUUCCAAGCAGUCAUAUUGGAGGAUGAAUGAGAAGGAAUGAGUAUUUAUUGAAUUAAAUUUUUCAUUUCACUUCAGACAGUUUUGUUAAAGAUUAUUGCUCAAAAUCAUCGAGGCUACACGUAUUUUCUGCUAUUUGAAAACUUGUUCAUAAGUUUACUAGUUUCACUUUAACAUGGAUAAUUUUAUGCCAAAAGAUCUGAUUCCCAAAACUCUCUACUAUUUACCUGUCUCAUAAACACCAUGUAGUUUGUUAGGGAAUAGUAUUGAGUUUUUAUGAUUGAAAAAUGUAAUUCAACUUACAUUUUCCUCAAGAAGUUUUCUCAAAGAGAUCCCUUUUCUCUAUUCACAGUUUAAUAAAUCCCUUAAUUUAAAUAUGAAUGGAACAGGGUAAAAAUUUUCACGAGUUUCAUUUAUAAAAUGUAUUGAGCUGGUUUCCAAGUGAUUUCACACACUUUUGUCUAUUUCUACACUAUGUCCAGCAUAUUGAUAGGCUAACAAGACUAUCAUUGUCUUCACUUGUCACAUAGCUUGUUCUCCAUCAAGAGUUGAACAGAGAAUGGAAUUAAGUCAUUAAAAUAUCAGCCGUGUAGGGUUCAA
Acanthaster planci (crown-of-thorns starfish) is the source of this 2036-nucleotide messenger RNA. RefSeq names its product L-xylulose reductase-like. Lineage: Eukaryota; Metazoa; Echinodermata; Asteroidea; Valvatida; Acanthasteridae. Gene Ontology annotation, biological process: glucose metabolic process; xylulose metabolic process. Gene Ontology annotation, molecular function: L-xylulose reductase (NADPH) activity; carbonyl reductase (NADPH) activity. The record is from RefSeq and is a predicted model, not a curated record.